This is a messenger RNA of Helianthus annuus (common sunflower), 1242 nucleotides long. Its product is annotated as 11-beta-hydroxysteroid dehydrogenase-like 2. Gene Ontology annotation, molecular function: oxidoreductase activity. The coding region runs from base 74 to 1030 and encodes 318 amino acids. Lineage: Eukaryota; Viridiplantae; Streptophyta; Magnoliopsida; Asterales; Asteraceae. The record is from RefSeq and is a predicted model, not a curated record. The transcript is spliced from 6 exons.
GUUUAAUAAAUUCCAUCUCACUUUAUAAGUGCAUUUCUAGUUUAUAUUUUCUCACUUGAACACAUCUUUGGAUAUGAUUCACACGAUUUUAAAUGUCGUUUUUCCUCUUGUUUCGGUCAUCUUGUUCAUCGUCUUAGUUCCUACAUUUUGGUUGUUCAAUCUCUUAAGGUUCUGCUUCAAAUCUUUGUAUCCCGAACUACUUGCAGGAAAAGUUAUACUCAUUACAGGUUCUUCAACUGGUAUCGGCGAGCACUUGGCGUAUGAGUUUGCGAAAGAAGGAGCAUGUCUAGCGUUAGUCGCAAGACGAGAGAAACAGCUUCAUCGCGUAGCGCAACAUGCGAGGACAAUUGGAUCACCAAAUGUGAUUGUGUUACCUGGGGAUGUUUCCAAGCUUGAGGAUUGUAAAAGAUUUGUUGAUCAAACCAUCAAACAUUUCGGUAGAUUAGAUUACCUCGUAAACAAUGCUGCAAUCACAACAUUUGGUUUAUUUGAAGACCAAACUUGUGUCCUCGAUCACACUUCGGUCAUGAAUGUAAACUUUUGGGGAUCUGUCUACACCACGCAUUUUGCACUUCAACAUUUAAGGAGGAGCAAAGGAAAAAUAAUCACAAUAUGUUCUUGUGGGGGUUGGUUCGCCACCCCAAGAGUAAGCAUCUAUAAUGCAAGUAAAGGGGCACUGCUAAGUUUCUUUGAAACUUUGAGAAUCGAGGUUGGUUCAGAUAUUGAUAUCACGGUAGUAACUCCAGGAUUGGUCGAUACGAGAUUAGCCAACAAGGAACGGCUAGAGGAGGAAAACGCAUUGUGGGUACCAAGGAUAUCGGCUAAGAUGUGUGCCAAGGCAAUUGUUAGCAACACUAAACAUGGAGAUAAAUAUUUGACUGUGCCUUCAUGGAUGAAGACAAUGUUACUAUGGAAGACAUUAUGUCCUGAAAUCGUCAACUCAAUUAUGAAUUUCGUGUUCAUAUACUGGCCAAAGAUUUCAUCAAAAAGAAGUAAAAUCUCCCAACUCGGAUUUUAUCCAACAUACUGAUAUAGAGUACAAGCUAAUGAUUGCAAUAUUAAUGGAGGUGGCUUUUAAAACUACUAAACCCAUGAUGCAUAAAUAUGGUUAUAUAGUAUAUUUUGAAAGCUUGAUUAAGUAAUGAUGUUUAAAUAAUACAACUUAUGGGUGUUUAAAUCUAGAUCUAUUGUAUUUGUGCUACUUAUGGUAUUUUAUAGUUAAGAAAGUUGAUUAAAAAACAA